This is a messenger RNA of Colius striatus (speckled mousebird), 2634 nucleotides long. Its product is annotated as KIAA1191 ortholog. The transcript is spliced from 7 exons. Bases 105 to 1028 code for a protein of 307 amino acids. NCBI's taxonomy places the organism in Eukaryota, Metazoa, Chordata, Aves, Coliiformes, Coliidae. Gene Ontology annotation, cellular component: cytoplasm. The record is from RefSeq and is a predicted model, not a curated record.
CGGCGGCGGCAGCGCCGGCAGCCGCGCCUCCACCAUGGCGCUGCCCGCAGCCCGGCCCCGCCCGGCCCCGCCAGACACGGCUUAGUGCCAGCCGAGCCGCCGCCAUGAGCUCCCGGCAGCCGGACGCUCCCGCGCUGGAGCAGGGCGGCGGGGCCCGCCCGGGCAAGGUAUCGCUGUCCCUCGGGAUGCCGCGCCGUGCCUUCAGCUACGACGACGCUCUGGAGGACACGGCGCCCAUGACGCCGCCGCCCGCCGACCUGUGCGUCAGCGUCCUCUGGAAGCAGCCGGUCAUCCCCGAGCGCAAGUACCAGGAGCUCUCGAAGCUUGAGGAAGGGGAUGCUAGCACGGAUGCACCCAUCAUAACUCCUUCAUCCUCCACUGAAAGCGUGAACAAGGUACCCGUGGUGAAGGCCAAGGCCACUCACAUCAUCAUGAACUCUCUCAUUACAAAGCAGACUCAGGAGAGCAUUCAUCGCUUCGAGCAGCAAGCAGGGCUGACAGAUGCUGGCUACACUCCCCACAAAGGCCUCGCUGCUGAGGAGACCGAGUACCACCGAGUGGCUGAGGCUGUCCACAAGCUAAAAAUGCAGAGUGGAGAGAUGAAAAAGGAUGACAAACAAGCCUCUUCUGCUCAGUCCACUCCAAGCAGCACUCCCUACUCCUCUCCCAAGCACAAAACCAGGGGCUGGUUUAGUCAGGGAUCCACUACUUCUAUCAGUGGCCCAGACUUUGCCAUGGAAGCUGGUGGGGACAAAUUGCCAUCUGAAAGGUGGAGCUUUUUUGGACCCAAAGCUAUCCAGAAAUCUACCAAUGAUUCAGGAGGAUUUACCAUCCAAUCCUAUAAGGGUGCCCAGAAGCCAUCCCCAAUGGAGCUGAUGCGUGCUCAAGCUACUAGAAUGCCAGAGGAUCCAGUCACCUUCAAGCCACCCAAAAUGGACAUUCCAGUCACAGAGGGGAGGAAACAAUCUCCACGUUCUCAUAAUAUCAAACCUCGGGAUCUGAAUGUGCUCACUCCUACUGGGUUCUAGGGACAAUGCUUCUGGUGGCUUUAGCAGGCUGCAGGGUGUCUUGGGCUCUGCUUCCCUGUCCCAUCCUGCUGCAGUCAAAUAGGAAAGUCUCCCUUAAGCUCUUCAUCUCAGCAAAGGAAGCAGUUGCGACUGUCCUCCUAAAGCCAGUCUUAGAAAAACUCCUGCACUAAUACUAAAGCAAUGGAAGGCAUCCUGGCUGCUGCUUUGCACAGGCUGCCAGGCUGCACCAGCUGUGCACCCAGCACACCACGCCACAGAAAAGCCUUGCACUAUGUUUUGUGGGACAGGAGCCUGUGUGGUGUGCAAACAGCCUGGCUUGGCCACCUGUAGUCUGAUUGUCCUGUCCUGCUCAGUGCUGAAGUACCCUCAGGAGGACCCUGGUUCUGUCUGGCAUAUACACAACACCAGCAGGAAGUGAGAAAAAUAGGCCAAGUCUCAAAACUGGACCAUUAACUGUCAGAAGGAAGUUGCUCUGGUAGGUUGGCUUUGAAUGUGGCACUUUGUGAUCUUAGAGUUCAGCACCUCCUACUCCUUAGUUCUUGCAAUGUCUUUUAAGGAAAAGUGGAGCAGUGACCAUUCUAAGAUGCUCUUAUUAAAAGACAGGGAGCAGAAUGUAAUGGGGCUUGGCAGUAAUGAGGAAGAAUUGCUUCUCUUCCAGCUCCACGUGUUCCUCUAAAAAGGUGGCAAUGUCCAGAGCUGGAGUGAUUUAAACCAAGUAGUCUUUUCUUCUUUCUGCAAAACACUGUCCUGUCUUCUCACAAGACAGCAGACUGACAGAUAUUGUGGCACCUGGGUGCUGCUUAAUAUGGGUUUGUUUUUUCCUAGCAUCUUCUGUGAGUUGUGUAGAGGUGUUUUAGACACCAGAGGCACUUCUCAAAUAGGGUUUUUUUUUCCUUCCAGGUUAAAUGCAUUUUUCAGUGCUGGAGGAGUACUGAGAGCAGAUCAAGGCUAAACAGUCCUCCCUGCUGUGAUGCAGCUGUAUUAUUAUUUUGGCUUAAUCAUAACUGGUUCCUGGGAACAGCUAACACUUGCUUCCAUGAAAAUGGAAGUAAUUCCUGGCUACCAUCUAAUUCCUUAAGCAUUGUUGGUAGAAUUGCUCUAAUCUUCACCUGCCCUGUGGCAAACAGCUCUCCUCUCUUGAUCUGAGGAUUGUGUUGCAGAGCUCCCUCAGCCAGCAGCAGCCUUUCUGGAGUAGUGGGGUGGCAGCAGCAGCCUUGCAUCCAAUUCUAAAAGCUUCUCUGUGGGCAGGACAUUACAUGGAGGUUACUUAACAGCUGGUAACCACAGAGCUCUGAGGUUUCUACCUUCUUGAACCAAACAUUCCUCCUGGAGGGUGAGGCAGGGUUGGCUCCCUUGGCCAGCAGUUGCUGCCUCUUCUGAGGAAGCACAUUUUGUGGCUCUGCUUCCUCUCAAGCUUCAUAAUCACUGCCAAUGACGUGUUGUGUUGAAAGUUUCCUACCCAACCAAGCAGUUUCCACUGUCACCACUCACUUGCACCUUGGCAAUCAGUCUCUUGUUUGACAUUAAUUUAUUUGCUCUCUGUAUUCAUGUCUCAUGUGUAUGAUUUGUUUGUUUGUUACAAGAAAAUAAACUCCUUGUGAAGGGA